UGUCCGCCAUCAAGUAGUAUUUGGAGUCGUCUUCCCGCCCUGUCUACUAUAUUCUCGUUAUUCUCCACCUCCACCUACCUACCUUCAAGUUCAAAUCCAGAACCUCUUCCCUGUUGCUGCUCAAGAUGCCACGCGUCACUUCUUUUAAAUUCAUUGACGAAUCUGCUCGCGAAUGCAGGGAGUGUAAUCUGGUGUUCGAUUAUCCCUAUCAGAUGCGCAAACAUAUGCAGACUCACGGACAUGCUGACGCGUCCCAAGCAAAAUUCCGUUGCACAUGGAGUGGUUGCGCAUACUCGAGUUCACAGAGAUCAAAUUUCAACACGCACUACCGUACUCACACCCAAGAGAAAUCUAAAACUUGCCCCGACUGCAGUUUCAGGACCGGUGAUCCCUCGUCACUCACUCGCCACCGAAAGAGGAUCCACAACUACAUCCCGAACCCAAGAAAGGCUCGAAGAUCUUCCUUCUUCGAUAAAUCUCUUUCCCCUGCAUCCAUUACCCCAACUUUUCAAUCCACCGUGGAUUUUGCUUCCGUCCCCACAUCGUUCUCUGGGAGUCCUUCGACCUCUGAUUCUAGCGCGACCCCCUCAGACUUUUCGCCGUUGUCUUUGGAUUUCGGGAUGGACCCGUCCUUCGACGCCACUGGCUUGGACUAUUCCUGUAAUCAAGCCGCCGACACGCUCCCUCUUAGCUUAGGCGACCUCUUCAACCAGCCUCCCGCCUUCCAGCGCUUUGACGACUUCGGACUCACCGACUGUCCGCGACCACUAUUCCCUGCUGUGGACAGUACAGCAUCAUUGGAGCGAUCCAGAAACAACAACCUCCAGUCUCGUUCCGAGUCCUGGUCUGAUCUGUCUUUGUUGUUUGGGAACAAUACUACGCCUUCGCUCAAAGGAAUUGGCUCGUCAGACAUGACUCACACAUCCGAGUUUUCUUUCUUUGCAAGCCCAUAUGACAAUACAUGGCAGACCAAUGCUGGUGUUUCCAACUUUCAAAGUUAUAACCAAUGUCCCGAGGUCCCUGUUCAACACCUUCAGCCUGAGCAUAUGUCAUACGAAUCAUGCGCUGGCAUGGAUUAUAUGACAGGCUUGGAUCCUUCGACGUCUGUGGUUAUCUCGCCAGAAGACUUGGAAGUCAUUUUCGGCUCCAAUACCCACCACGAUCAGCAUGUCGAGCACGACGCAGGGUUUCCUGAGGUUUCCCCGUGUUUCAACCUCCCCUCGUACGAUUCUCCUGACAUUAGUCAAAAUCAAACUUUACCUUUUGAAUCUUUGGAGUCUUUACCUUUCGAGUCUAUUGACACUCAGACCUUACCUCUCGAGUUUUUUGAGCCAUUCCCUUCAACUUCAUUUCCUUCAUUAUCUUCAUCAUCCACGGAUCCACUGUUCGAUCUCGACCAGUUCGCUGCUUCUCUCGCAUGCUAAGGACUUUGCAUAACUCAUCUGUUCAUUUAUUAAAUCAAGGACUUCUACAUACUAUGACAUUCACUUCGAGAAUCACACUGUAUAUCUAC
Lentinula edodes (shiitake mushroom) is the source of this 1513-nucleotide messenger RNA. RefSeq lists its product as uncharacterized. NCBI's taxonomy places the organism in Eukaryota, Fungi, Basidiomycota, Agaricomycetes, Agaricales, Omphalotaceae. Bases 126 to 1424 code for a protein of 432 amino acids. Gene Ontology annotation, biological process: regulation of transcription by RNA polymerase II. The record is from RefSeq and is a predicted model, not a curated record. The transcript is spliced from 4 exons. Gene Ontology annotation, molecular function: RNA polymerase II cis-regulatory region sequence-specific DNA binding; DNA-binding transcription factor activity.